Folsomia candida is the source of this 2228-nucleotide messenger RNA. RefSeq lists its product as uncharacterized. The record is from RefSeq and is a predicted model, not a curated record. Lineage: Eukaryota; Metazoa; Arthropoda; Collembola; Entomobryomorpha; Isotomidae. Gene Ontology annotation, biological process: G protein-coupled receptor signaling pathway; cell surface receptor signaling pathway. Gene Ontology annotation, cellular component: membrane. Gene Ontology annotation, molecular function: G protein-coupled receptor activity. The transcript is spliced from 10 exons. Bases 52 to 2082 code for a protein of 676 amino acids.
UGCAAUUCGAACACAAUCAUCUUUCUGUACGGCAUAUAAUUUCUAUGUAAAAUGUAUUUUCAUUUUAUAAAUCAACUUAUUUUACUGCUGCCUUUAUUCAAUGACAACACGACGAGCAAGGAUACUUUGAACUCUACCUGGUGGGAUGAAGGGGAGGAGAAUUUAACUGCAUUAUGGGACUGGGACAUGCAGAUGAAAGAAGAUUUACAUAUUUUACCAGGAAACCCUGACAUCCGCAGCGAAUUCCCAGUUUGCUGUGAUUUGAACUCUGGAGUUAAAACGUUCCAGUGUGACAGCAAAAUUGUCAAGCGGAAUAAUGUGAUUUCAAUUUUAUCUCAAACCCUAACUCAAAACUCGCAACCUGGUGCUAAUUCAACUCGGGAACGAUUUUACUGGAAUGUGCCUGAAUGUCCUAGCAGUCGAAAUAAAUUCGUCAUACUUGAUGUAAAAUCAAUUGAAAAUCAAAAUCGUACUCGAUUUCUGAGAAAUGGAUAUUUCGGCUACAACAACGAAUUCUACAGUCCCCAAGAGUAUUGUAUAAAUGGGCUAACAGGUGAAUUUGUUGAAGUUAAGAUUUGUGAACCGGAAUGCUCGAAAGAAAGACCAUGCAUAAAUCUGUGUUGUGACCCAGAUGAGAUUUACAGCUUCAAGAAAAGAAAAUGUCUUAAAUCAAAUUCUACCCUGUAUUCCCCCAUAUUUUAUCAUGACAUGUCCAACAAAGUGGGUGAACAAGAGGGGACAAGUCUUCCUCGUCCCCAUUUCACCAUCAAGUUUCCUCGAACCUUCAAGUACUAUUGUCAAGAGAAUAUCACGCAAAUAUUCCCAUCCGGAAAUCUUUUUGCUGACUAUUUGUCCAACUCUACAGGGCGAAAAUAUUUUCCUGCAGACUUCCACAUCCGAAAAGACGGGGUCGUUAUGUACAGGAAAGAUGGAAAAGCAAUCCUUCUCUCUGACGGACAUCCAAUAUUUCUUAAGGAAAAUAACAGGAAGUGCUACACUCUCAAAACGGAGCAUUAUUGCAUCGAUGGGGCGGUCGACUUUGGAUCCCCACUGGAUUUCUCCAAUGAGGAGGGGCAAACAUUCCUCGUUACUUGCUCUGAGCACCUAUACCAGCCACCGAUAAUCGGUCCACUAUCAUUUUUAUAUGGGAACGUAAUGAUUGGGUCCUCAUUCUUCUCAUUUUUGACCGUUCUGGUCUAUCUGACGUUGAAGGAGAAAAGAAAUAUUCACGGUCUGACCGUCGUGUCCUACGCCAGCUCCAUGUUCUUCAUGUACAUCUUUCUGGGGUUGGCGCAUUUGAUUCGAUAUUAUGGUUCGGAUGAAGUUCUAAAGUCCACUCCUUGUGUCGCAAUUGGCAUUGCAUCUCACCUAUUCUCGCUCUCCUCAUUUUUGUGGCUUACAAUGAUGAACGUAGGACAUUGGUGGACAUUUAGAAAAAUCAGGCCAAUCGUGAGGCUGGACUACCAAUUACAACAAACUAAACUUUGGAAUCAGUACCUCAAAUAUUCGAUUUUUGGUUGGGGAAUUCCUAUCCUGAGUGUAGCUGUGUCGACUGUGAUUCAUUUUAACUACGAAACGCCAGUGGAGGAUGACUGCGCUGAUAUAGCUCUUCCGUUACCAGCCUACGGCCGAGAGAGCUGUGAGAUCAAACAAUUAUCUUUAGGCGUUUAUCUUUAUUUCCCAGCCUCGGCUUUGCUUCUGUGCAAUUUGAUAUUUUUUGUGGUGACAACCUACUCCUUGUGCAAGCACGAGACGACGACUCUCGUGGCCGUUAAGCGGAUACAAGAACGGCAACACCAAUCAAUCCAGUUGUUUGGAAAGUUGUUUUUUACAAUGGGCGUUACCAGAAUCUUCGAGUUGAUUACGUGGUACGAAAGUGGCCCUCUUCUGACGUGGUACUGGGCUGUCUUUGAUAUUUUCAAUAUUCUUCAAGCUGUCGCCAUUUUCAUUAUUUAUGUCUGCAAGAGAGAUGUUGUUCGUGCGUUGAAAAAUAAAAUGCCCAAAUUUAUACAUCGUCCCAAAGAUAGUUUCCGCUUCAAAAAUGAAAACACUGGGUAUGAAGACACAUUUUCUAAACAUUGACCCCAAAGUUGUACAAGACAACUGCAAGUUAUAUGUUGUUCUGAAUUGUACGUAAAAGGAAACUGUAAAUUGAACCCUAUUAAAAUCCACAACUGUAAAAUGCUACUGUGCUAAAUGGCAAAAAAUAAAAAAAUAAAAAAGGUCAA